Molecule: messenger RNA, 1193 nt
Organism: Ostrinia nubilalis (European corn borer)
Lineage: Eukaryota; Metazoa; Arthropoda; Insecta; Lepidoptera; Crambidae
Product: transmembrane protein 177
Exons: 4
Coding region: 136-1092 (318 amino acids)
Cellular component (GO): membrane
Source: RefSeq, a predicted model, not a curated record
GCAGUCCGUCUCCGGCACUUCCACUUCCAUUCCAUCCAUCUAUUUUUCUCGUAUUGGUGUAUUGGUGAUAGGAUUAGGAUCACGAUAGGAUUGCAGCCGUUCUGUUUGUAAUUAUAUUUACAUCUUAACGAAAACAUGAGUGUUAAAAGACCAGUGUCUUGGUUUUUGACCGAAUCGGGGCGCAAGUUUACUUUUGCUUUGGUUACCGGUACUGGCUUUGCGUUUACAGCAGCGAAGUUCACUCCUCAUACGUUGCUUCUUGAUAAAUACAAAGAAUUCGUUCACUAUUAUCAGAAUAGUCAGCCAGUAAAUCUGUCCGAAGAACUUGAAGAUCGUUGCAAGAGUUGUUUGGAUAUACUUAAGGUGCCUGAAGUACACAGAAAACUCAUAACACCUUUUAGUGUUUUUGGUUAUGACUUGUUUCAUGCAGGUAGUACAAAUUCAAAAUAUGGAGUUGCUAUCGGUAUCCCAGUCAACUUUAGUUAUAAAUCACUUGAAGAUAUUGAAAAGGAUAGCAUUCAGGUCAAUCUAAAAAAUGUAGACUGGACUACAGAAGCUGGUAAAAAGUUAGCAGAUGCACUGAUAUUGCCAGAAAAAGUACAGCAGUUUGCAAUUUGUAGAGAGAUUAUGAUGACUCAGAACAACAAGUUUUUAUAUGAAUCUGCUUAUCCAUUUGCAUGUUUAUUUCUGGCAUAUAAUGUUUCUCAAUUCAUAAAUACGAAAUUAAAUUUAUACAUUGCUCCACUUUCUAUGAGGUUGACUUUGUAUUCAAUAGUAGGAUUAUUUAGUAUGGGCACUUAUUUUCUUAUGAAAGAUAUGACUGAAGUUCACUAUGAAACUUCAGUUGAUAAGAAAUUGUGUGAGUUAGGACCUGAAUUUGUAGAAAGUGGAGUAAUAUUCUAUGAAAAAAUGUUACAAAGAAAUCAAGCAUUAAGAGAAUUGAUGGGUAAAGAUGGUGAAGCUAAAUAUAGCAAGUUAGGUAAUGAGAAUUUCGCUAUAAGGCAACCUCGAAUUGCUCUUUCUCAUAGGAAACAGUAUUUUGUAGAGAAGUUAAAUGAAAUUAAAAAAGAGAAUGAAGAAAUUAAUGAAUAAUUUAAUUUAGAUUUUUUAAUUUCAAUCAUUGUAAGUAAACUAGGCGACAUUAAUUAGUGCAUGUACAGAACUUAUUUUGUUAAUAAAUUUUUUUUUGUUUU